CCUCCUUCCACUCACACUCUCUUCCCUCUCUUUCUCAGUUCAUCCUAUCAUCAUUCUCUUUUUUUAAAAUAACUAAAUUAAACUAAAUUAAAGAGACAAAUGGCAGAGGCACUUUUAUCGCCAAUUUUGGAGCAGUUAAGCGCGGUCGUUGCUCAACAGGUACGAGAAGAGGUGAGCCUAGUACGGGAUGUGAAGAAACAAGUCGACAAGCUGAAAAGCAAUCUCCUUUCUAUCCAAUCUGUCCUUGAAGAUGCAGAUAGAAAACAAGUGAAGGAUAAGGCUGUAAGAGAUUGGGUAGACAAGCUCAAAGAUGUAUGUUAUGAUAUGGAUGACGUGCUCGAUGAAUGGAGCACUGCAAUUCUUAGAUGGAAAAUGGAGGAAGCUGAAGAAAAUACUCGCAGCCUACAGAAGAUGAGAUGUUCCUUCCUGAAAUCUCCUUGCUUUUGUCUCAAUCAAGUGGUUCGACGUCGCGACAUUGCCCUUAAGAUCAAAGAAGUAUGUGAAAAAGUGGAUGACAUUGCCAAAGCGAGAGAUAGGUAUGGCUUUGCUCUGUACAGAGCCAGUGAUAUCAGAGCCACUGAUGAACUCCAGCGACUAACAACUACCUCCUUUGUUGAUGAAUCAAGCGUGAUUGGUCGAGAUGGUGAAAAGAAAACUAUUGUAAGCAAGUUGGUGGGUGAAAGUAGUCAGGAAGCACGGGACGUUGAUGUCAUCUCUCUAGUAGGGCUGGGCGGAAUUGGAAAAACAACUCUCGCCCAACUAGCUUUUAAUGAUUCUGAGGUUAAGGCUCAUUUUGAGAAAAAGAUAUGGGUGUGUGUUUCAGAUCCAUUUGAUGAGGUUAAAAUAGCCAAAGCAAUCCUUGAGCAGCUCGAAGGGAGUGCACCGAAUUUGGUUGAAUUGCAAUCCCUUUUGCAAAGGGUUUCUGAAUCCAUUAAGGGAAAGAGGUUCCUUCUUGUCCUUGAUGAUUUAUGGGCAGAAAAUCAUGGACAAUGGGAAAAACUGAAACCAUCUCUCACAGGCUGUGCACGAGGAAGCAGAAUUCUAGUGACCACUCGUAAGGGCACUGUGGCAACGAUUAUGGGAACUGACCACCAGAUCAAUGUUGAGAAAUUGUCCGACGAGAUAUGCAGGUCAAUAUUCAAUCAUGUGGCAUUCCAGGAAAGAAGCAAAGAUGAGCGCGAAAGAUUGACAGAUAUCGGUGAUAAAAUUGCUAACAAGUGCAAGGGCUUGCCGCUAGCUGCCAAGGUAUUAGGAGGUCUAAUGCAGUUUAAAAGAACAAGAGAAGAGUGGGAACGUGUUUUAUCUAGCGAACUGUGGGGGCUAGAUCAGGUUGAUAGAGAUCAGGUUGAAAGACGAAUAUUUCUACCUUUGCUUUUGAGUUACUACGAUUUACCUUCUGUGGUAAGACGAUGUUUCUUGUAUUAUGCCAUGUUUCCAAAAGACUACGAGAUGCGCAAAUAUGAAUUGGUGAAGAUGUGGAUAGCUCAAGGUUACCUCAAGGAGACUUCAGGUGGAGAUAUGGAGGCUGUUGGAGAGCAGUGCUUUCAAGUCUUAGCAGCGCGCUCUUUCUUCCAAGAUUUUAAGACGUAUGGUCGAGAAGAUAUUAGAUUCAAGAUGCAUGAUAUAGUGCAUGAUUUUGCCCAAUAUAUGACAAAAAAUGAAUGUCUAACAGUGGAUGUCAAUAACCUUAGAGAAGCAACAGUGGAGACUUCAAUUGAAAGGGUUCGUCAUUUAAGCAUGAUGCUGCCCAACGAGACCUCUUUUUCCGUGUCCAUUCACAAAGCAAAAGGUCUACGCAGCCUCUUGAUCGACACUAGAGACGCUUGGCUUGGAGCUGCACUACCUGAUGUAUUCAAGCAGUUGAGAUGCAUCAGGUCAUUGAAUUUGUCAAUGUCUCCAAUCAAAGAAAUACCAAACGAGGUAGGGAAAUUGAUACAUUUGAGACACCUCAAUUUGGUAGCUUGUAGAGAGUUGGAGUCCCUGCCAGAAACCAUUUGUGAUUUAUGCAAUCUGCAAUCCCUAGACGUUGCUUGGUGUGAUUCUCUCAUGGAAUUGCCUAAUGCGAUUGGAAAACUUAUCAAAUUGAGGCAUCUCCGGAUUUCUGGUUCAGGUGUGGCCUUCAUACCAAAGGGAAUAGAGAGGAUAACAGGUCUGCGAGCAUUGGAUGGGUUUACUGUUUGUGGUGGUGGUGCGAAUGAAAGUAAAGCAGCUAAUCUAAGAGAAUUAAAAAACUUAAAUCGCAUCGGGAGUCUUGUUAUAUGGAAUCUACGAGGAGGUGAAGAAUAUGUGAGUGACGCUGCAGAAGCACAACUCAAGAAUAAGAGUCGUCUGCUUUGUUUGCAAUUGGAUUUCAACUUCAAACGGGAGAACAACAUUUUAAUUGAAGUUUUACAGCCUCCGUCAAACUUGGAAAAUCUAACCAUAACUAGGUACGGAGGGUUGGAUUUGCCAAAUUGGAUGAUGACAUUAACCAGAUUACAGGUGCUUACACUCGGUCUCUGUACAAACGUGGAGGUCUUGCCUCCGUUGGGAAGAUUGCCCAACCUUGAAAGCCUGGUAUUGAGGUCGAUGAAGGUGAGAAGGCUGGAUGCUGGAUUUUUAGGUAUAGAAAAAGCUGACAAUGCCAGUAUUAAUGAAGGAGAAAUUGCAAGGGUCACUGCUUUCCCCAAAUUAAAAAAACUUUUGAUUAUGGAUCUCAAAGAAGUAGAAGAUUGGGAUGGAAUUGAAAGGAGAGUGGGAGAAGAAGAUGCCAACACAACUUCAAUAAUAUCCAUUAUGCCACAACUUCAAGAUUUGAUGAUUCUUGAUUGCCCGUUGUUGAGAGCACUACCAGACUAUGUUUUGGCAGCGCCUAUACAGGAACUACGCAUAAGAAGGUGCCCCAUUCUAACGAAUCGUUACGGGGAGGAGAAGAUGGGUGAAGAUUGGCAAAAGAUUUCUCACAUGAUUUUUUCGCCUUAGAGGGUUUUUAUUUUUCAAAAAGUGAUUUUAAAAAAAAUAAUUUUUAAAUUUAUUUGUGUUUGUUUGCCAUUAGAAAAGUUGGUCAACGAAAAAUUUGUUUUGGUUUUCAGGAAAGUAUUUUUCUUUUAUUUUGGACGGAAAACACUUUUUGAAAGUUAUGAAAAAAUUAGAAAUGUCAUAUUAUUUGCUGUUUAUAUCAAAUUUGAUCAUCAAAUUUUUUAUUGUUAUAUAUAUAUAUAUUAUUUUGAAUAUUUAAUUUUCAAUUUCAUCUUUUAAAAUUUAAUUUUUAUAUUAAGUUUAGUUUUUAUUUUUAUAAUUGUUAUUUGCUUUUCCCUUAUCAUUUUCUAAUUGAAAUUUUUUAUUUAUCAAAUUUGAUUUUUAUUUUUUUUAUUGUUAUUUAUUUUAUUUCAAAUAAUUUAUGAAAAAUUAAUUAUUAUUAUUUUAAUUUUUUUAUCUUUUAUUUUUUUUAUUUUUUAGAUUUAAUCUCUAUUAUUUUGAUUAUUAUUUAUUUUAUUUGAGAUAAUUUAUGAAAUUAUAUUUUUUUUCAAUUUCAUUCUUAUUUAACUUUUUAAUUUGUAAGAUUUGUUUCUCAUUAUUUUAAUAAACUUAAAAAAAAAUAUUAAUAAAUUAUUUUCCAGCUUAUUUUUCAUAACAUAAUCAAACGUUAGAAAAUAUUUUUUAAUUUAUUUAUUAUUACAUUAUUAAACAUCAAAAAAUAAUUUAUUUUUCUGAAAUUUACAUGUUAAAAAAAAAAUACUUUCCUCAGGCUGAGUGUAUUAAUUAUUUGCUUUGGUAUUUGCUAAGGUUGAGUGUAAAAUAAUAUGUAAGCCUUACCAUUAUUGUGACCUCUUUACUUACAUGGAGGAUUUAUUGCAAGUUAAAUAUUUUUAUUUUUUAUAAAAUUUAAUUAUUUAAAUAUAUUUUUCUAGUUUAAAAAUAUAAUAAAUUAAAAAAUUUAUAUACAACUAAUCAAAUAAAUUAAAAAUUAUUUAUGUUAAUAAAUAAAUAAAAAUUUAUUAAUAAUACUUAAAAACAAAACUGGUUCAAAGCCUUCAUUCAGCUCAAUGUAAAGAGGACCAACCUGCCGUCAUAAAAGCCCAAAAUACUCCAUUGUAAAAGCCCUCGUAGGAAAACACCUUCUUCUCCAACAAGAAAAGCAAAGUUAAAACCCCAAGUAAAUAUCCCUGUCUUUCUCUCCCACACGCUCGCAUUCUCAGUUUUUCAUCUCCGCGUCUUCAAGCAAUAAACCAUGGGUGAUAGCCAGUACUCCUUUUCUCUCACUACUUUCAGUCCUACCGGAAAGCUAGUACAGAUUGAGCACGCAUUGACUGCCGUUGGGUCAGCCCAAACUUCUCUCGGAAUCAAAGCGGCAAAUGGUGUUCUUAUUGCAACUGAGAAGAAAUUGCCAUCUAUUUUAGUCGAUGAAUCUUCUGUAAGUAAACAUUUAUAAAUCUUUUUAUUGGUUUUGUUAUAUUCUUUGGUUGAAAUUCAAGAAACCCUUUUGUUUUUUGUUUUUUUUGGCGUUUUUAAUUGUGUUUUCUUUGUGAACUUUUCGGGUUGGCCCUGUGAUCUUUUAGUAAUAACCUAAGUAUAGAGACAUGGGCUUGUAGCACUCUAAUUGAAGAAGCUGAUGAUUGUUGUGGAAAAGCAACGUGGAUUCUAGCCAAUGAGGUGUUGGUCUAGUAGUUAAUGGGUUUAUAUUGAGAUUCUUAGGACUGAUUUGAUUUUAGUGACAUCAGCUGGUAGAAAUCUGUUCAAAUUCGGUGUAAAUUUGUAAUUUUAUUAGUAAUUUGAGCUUAGUGAUUUGGGUUCUUGCCAGUGAGGCGUUACUGUACUAGUUAAUAACUCUAAGAUUGAGACUUUGGAUGUUGGAGUCUGUAAAGAUUUAUAUCCUCAUUAUUCCCACAUUGUAUAAAAAGGUGGUGUUGAUUAUUUUAAA
This is a messenger RNA of Populus nigra (black poplar), 4900 nucleotides long. Its product is annotated as putative disease resistance protein RGA4. Gene Ontology annotation, biological process: defense response to other organism. The coding region runs from base 100 to 2961 and encodes 953 amino acids. The transcript is spliced from 3 exons. Lineage: Eukaryota; Viridiplantae; Streptophyta; Magnoliopsida; Malpighiales; Salicaceae. Gene Ontology annotation, molecular function: ADP binding. The record is from RefSeq and is a predicted model, not a curated record.